This is a messenger RNA of Hyalella azteca, 1042 nucleotides long. RefSeq lists its product as uncharacterized. The coding region runs from base 320 to 763 and encodes 147 amino acids. The transcript is spliced from 5 exons. NCBI's taxonomy places the organism in Eukaryota, Metazoa, Arthropoda, Malacostraca, Amphipoda, Hyalellidae. The record is from RefSeq and is a predicted model, not a curated record. Gene Ontology annotation, molecular function: odorant binding.
GAUGCGACAUAACAACGACCACCUCUGCAUCUUCCACACGAUACCGACAUUUUACCGCAGUCCUUGGCAAAACAAUACGCCAGCAACACGACAUAGCAACGACCACUUCUGCUGCCUCCACACGAUACCGUCAUUUUACAGCAGUCCUUGCUAGUGACAAUACGCCAGUAACACGACAUAGCAACGACCACCUCUUCAGCCUCCACACGAUACCGUCAUUUUACAGCAGUCCUUUCUAGAACAUUACGCCAGUGACACGACAUAGCAACGACCACCUUUGUCGUAAUUUUUUACAGCAAUCCCAUAUCACCGAGAAGCGAUGGCUCGAGCUCUUGUACUUCUUUUGAUUGUCGUCGCAACGGCAGCGUCGGCUCAGGCUGGCGCCGCUUGUUACGAUGCAAUUGCCUUGGCGUCCAAGUCCAUGAAUCGAUCUAACUGCUACACAACAAAUACUGCUGAUCUUCGCAAACAUGCUACAUAUCCACAGUGCAAGGGCAUUACUCUCUACGGCGGAAGCUACGAUGUUGCUUUCUGUGCACCAAUCAUGAAAAAUUAUUUCAAGUGUAUCAUGCAAGCAAGCGGACUCCUGAAGGCCGACGGAACGUUUGACGGGAAUGUGUACAAAGUAAAAUAUUUGAAGAACCAAUGUGAUGCGGAUACUCAAUUCCAAAAUGCCUAUGCGCAGUGCGAAGCAGCUACCAUGACGUAUCUAAAUUUCACUCAGCUCGAGUCCUGCCUCCUGAAAGCUACCAGACCUAAGUAAGGCUUGAGCUUCCACGACGGCUUUGGCUUGCGGUUCUACUGAUAACCGAUCAAUCAAUAGGAAAAUUCCACACUCCCAAUAGAAAGAUCAAUAGGUUUAAAAAAAAAUUUUCGGAGCCAUAUACGACGACACUUCAGUUGUCACCAGUUUAGUUGCCACCUUGUGUGUGUACGAGUUUAGUUUACAAAAACAGUGUUUUUAAAUGUCCAUUUAUGAGCUUCUCUCGCUUAAUAGCUGAAAGAUAGUAUUAACUUUCUCGACAAAUAAAAUUUUGGCAUU